UAAUAAUUAUUUAUGUAUUUUAAUAAUAUGACUUUAGUCCAAUAUCAGAUAUCAUUAAUUCAAUAAUUCAUAAGUUAUGCUUCAUAACAGAAAAUAAUUAUUAUUCGAAUUGUAAUGUAAGAUAAAUAAGUAGGUACCUAUUAGCGACUUAUCGAAAAUAAGUCAGAUAGAAGUAUAAAAUUAUUACCACAGCAUACUGGUAAACGGUGGGCGUUGCUCAUAAAUCAUAGAGCAAUAGUAAUACAUAUUACUCUAUGUCAUAAAUGUUUGCUGGUCGAAAACUAUUGCAACAGACAAUCACAUUAUUCGCCAAAUUCAGAAUGAUUUCAUCAAAUUCUUCUGGUAACAAUUGUUUUCGAGUUGCUAUACUGCAGUUGACUGUCACAGCCGAUAAGUCGACAAAUGUGGCCAAUGCAAUAAAACGUGUACAGCAAGCAAAACUGAAUGGCUGCACAUUAGCCAUUUUACCAGAAUGUUUUAACUCUCCUUAUAACACUGCUUUGUUCAGAGAGUACUCAGAAGUUAUUCCUGGAGGUGACACAUGCAAAGCUUUGUCUCAAGCUGCCAAAUCAAAUGAAAUUUAUAUUGUAGGUGGUUCGAUUCCAGAGAUAUGUGAUGAUAAAGUCUAUAACACUUGUACAGUUUGGGAUCCGAAUGGAAACCUGAUCGCCAAACAUAGAAAAGUGCAUUUAUUUGAUAUAAAUAUUCCUGGUGGGAUGUGCUUCAAAGAAUCUGAUGCUUUAGCUGCUGGUAAUUCACUAAAUACAUUUCAACUGGGAAAAUUUAAAAUUGGUCUAGGGAUCUGCUAUGACAUACGAUUUUCAGAAAUGGCAACAAUAUAUCGAAAACAAGGUUGUGAUAUGUUAAUAUAUCCCAGUGCUUUUAAUAUGACAACCGGACCUUUACAUUGGAGCCUAUUAGUUAGAUGUCGAGCAGUAGACAAUCAGGCAUUUGUAGCUGUUGUUUCACCUGCCAGAGUAACAGAUUCUAAUUAUGUGGCAUGGGGUCAUUCCAUGGUUGUCAAUCCAUGGGGUAAAAUUUUAGAAGAAGCUUCUGAAAAAGACAUGGAUUUAUAUGUAAAUCUUGAUUAUGGUGAUCGGGAAAACAUGAGACAGCAAAUACCCACUGAAACUCAAAGAAGAACUGACUUGUAUGAUACAAUUGAUUUGAAAAACAAAGUUUGAAUAUUAGAUAAAAUAGAACUAAAAAAUUAUUCUAAAACAUAAGUAAAUAAAAUGUGAUAACUAAUAACCAUG
Messenger RNA from Diuraphis noxia (Russian wheat aphid), 1256 nucleotides. RefSeq names its product omega-amidase NIT2-like. Gene Ontology annotation, molecular function: omega-amidase activity. The record is from RefSeq and is a predicted model, not a curated record. Gene Ontology annotation, biological process: oxaloacetate metabolic process; L-glutamine metabolic process. NCBI's taxonomy places the organism in Eukaryota, Metazoa, Arthropoda, Insecta, Hemiptera, Aphididae. Gene Ontology annotation, cellular component: mitochondrion.